CUGGAAAGUGUAGCCGUCCCCGUCCGUUCGUGGUUUUGCCAUUUUGUGACGCUUCGCGCGUGCAUGCGAUAGUUGGAUAAACAAAUUUCGUUUUUCACUUACCAAAGGCAAAGUCGAGGAUGUCUAAGCGAAGGAUUGAAGUAGUGGAUCCUUAUGUAAAAAGAAAGAAUGAUGGAACAAUCGCAAUCAAUGCGCCAACCUCGACAUCGGGCAAAAGUCAAGUGCAACUAAAUCCGUACACACACCUUCCGUAUACGCCACGAUAUCACGAAUUUUAUAAGAAGAGAAUAACUUUACCUGUAUUCGAGUAUAGAGCAGAUUUCAUGAGGUUACUAGCACAGCAUCAGUGCAUCGUCCUAGUGGGUGAAACAGGUUCUGGCAAAACUACGCAAAUCCCACAAUGGUGUGUCGAAUACUCUUGCUCGGUAGGAAACAAAGCGGUUGCUUGUACACAACCUAGAAGAGUGGCCGCCAUGUCCGUAGCACAGAGAGUUUCCGAAGAAAUGGAUGUUGCCUUGGGUGAGGAAGUGGGUUACAGUAUUCGUUUUGAGGACUGUAGUUCUCCUAAAACGAUGCUGAAGUAUAUGACGGAUGGUAUGCUGCUGCGAGAAGGCAUGUCAGACCCAAUGUUGGAAGCUUACCAGGUGAUUCUACUGGACGAAGCACACGAAAGGACUUUGGCUACCGAUCUGCUGAUGGGAGUAUUGAAGGAGGUUGUUAAACAGCGUUCAAAUCUCAAGCUAGUCAUAAUGAGUGCGACACUAGAUGCAGGAAAGUUUCAACAGUACUUCGAUAAUGCUCCAUUGAUGAAUGUGCCUGGUCGAACCCACCCUGUUGAAAUAUUUUAUACUCCGGAACCAGAGCGAGAUUAUCUGGAGGCGGCGAUAAGGACUGUAAUACAAAUCCACAUGUGUGAAGAGGUCGCUGGAGAUGUACUACUAUUUUUAACCGGGCAGGAAGAAAUAGAAGAAGCUUGCAAAAGAAUAAAAAGGGAAAUGGAUAACUUGGGACCAGAGAUUGGUGAGCUCAAAUGUAUUCCGCUCUAUUCUACGCUGCCUCCGAAUCAACAACAACGAAUUUUUGAGCCCGCGCCUCCCACCAAACCCAAUGGAGCGAUUGGACGGAAAGUUGUAGUCUCCACAAAUAUUGCAGAAACCUCUCUAACCAUCGACGGAGUUGUAUUCGUCAUUGAUCCAGGAUUUGCCAAACAGAAGGUGUACAAUCCGAGAAUCCGGGUAGAAUCAUUGCUGGUUUCACCGAUCAGUAAGGCAUCGGCGCAACAACGAGCGGGCAGAGCGGGAAGAACUCGCCCAGGAAAGUGCUUCCGCUUAUAUACGGAAAGAGCGUACAAACAUGAGAUGCAAGACAACACAUAUCCAGAAAUUCUUCGAUCGAAUCUCGGCAGUGUUGUUUUACAACUGAAAAAAUUAGGAAUUGACGAUCUGGUACACUUCGACUUCAUGGAUCCACCGGCACCUGAAACAUUGAUGAGAGCGCUGGAGUUGCUGAACUAUUUAGCGGCGCUUGACGACGACGGAAAUCUGACGGAUUUGGGCGCGGUAAUGGCUGAAUUCCCCCUGGAUCCACAACUAGCAAAAAUGCUGAUUGCAUCCUGCAAUCACAAUUGCAGUAAUGAGAUACUCAGCAUCACGGCAAUGCUCUCAGUCCCACAGUGUUUUGUGAGGCCAAACGAAGCUAAGAAGGCAGCAGAUAACUCGAAAAUGCGAUUUGCACAUAUCGACGGGGAUCAUCUCACCCUUCUAAACGUCUACCAUGCCUUCAAACAGAAUAUGGAGGAUGCGCAAUGGUGCUACGAGCACUUUGUAAACUACCGAUCACUGAAAAGUGGUGAUAAUGUUAGACAACAAUUGAGCAGAAUCAUGGAUAGGUUCAAUUUGAAACGCACGUCAACUGAAUUCACAUCCAAAGAUUACUACAUAAACAUUAGAAAAGCGCUUGUCAAUGGAUUUUUCAUGCAGGUUGCGCAUUUGGAACGAACAGAGCAUUAUCUAACGAUAAAAGAUAACCAAGUCGUGCAAUUGCACCCAAGCAGCUGUCUCGACCACAAACCAGAGUGGGUUAUCUAUAACGAGUUCGUGCUCACCACAAAGAAUUACAUCAGGACAGUAACGGACAUAAAACCUGACUGGUUGCUGAAAAUUGCCCCGCAAUACUACGAUCUUCAGAACUUCCCUCAAUGUGAAGCAAAGAGACAACUGGAAGGAAUUCAAACGCGACUAGACUCAAAACAAUACCAAGAAGGUUUCUAACGUUGCUGAUUUCUAGCUACGUUACGAAUGUUUAGAGACGGAUAUGAGAAGACCAGCCCUUUGAGCGCCUGAUAAUCUCGGUUUACAAGGAACGAGGAUCGAAAAAGACGUGAAAAAUAUAAUCUAAAACAGUGGCAGUUACUUCGGAGAGUAGAACAGCGGAUGAAGACAACUUUUAAACAAAGCAACAACGCGUAAAAAAAUGCUUACGUAGAUGGACUUUGAAAUAUGAGUGGAACCAAUUAUCAAUCGGUUUAAAAAAAGAACGGAAAUCAGAUCCAUCGAUCAGCAUACCGAGGCACUAACUUUAAAAGUAUACAAAGCGAUAAAAGUUAAGCUGUUGAAUGACUCUAAAUUGAAACAGAAAUCAAAUCAGAUGAAUAAAAGCAAGAGAGCGGUUCAUAGAAACUUGUUCAGGCAUAUUGGAUGUGGAAACGAAAUUUUGUACCAUAACGUGAGUGAUAUCUAUUCUUUUAUCUUUGUUUUUUUCUUUAUCCUUCGAUCGCAUUUCUGAUUAAAAACCGAAUGAUUCAAUACAGUAUAAAAAUGAAUUCAGAAAACUAUGCGAUAACAAUUUGGUCUCUGUGUAUACUGUGCAUACAUACUACAUUCAUGUGGCAAAUAUGAUGCGAUGGAAAACGUCUUUGAUUCUUAUAUUAUUAAAUUAAUGAAAACCUCUUCGUUAUAACUAGAAAUAGUUAAUUGUAUUACUCGACGAUAGUUUACGACAACAAUAACGACUUGUGAAUAUUUACGAUGUCUUAUUUGCUUAAUAUCUUUGCUUUGAUAUAUCUGCGGAUUAGAAAAAAAAAAACAGAAAAAAAGAAAUUGGAGGAAUAUCGUUCUUACUGCACAGGUUUUGUUGCAUUUAAAUCAAAGACGAUAUCACAGAAUGAAAUAAAAACUUACUCGACCAGUGAGCAAACGUUUAGCCUAUAACAAUCAUUGUUUUGCAUCACAGUACUUUCAUUGUGUAAGAGACCCAAGUUGAAUAGUCUGAACAAUGAGAGACUGUAAGGCACUUAUACAACUUCACAUUUUUAAUCAGUUAAUAAAUAAUUCCACGCAUUCGUAAUAUCUACGAUAGUAAUUGCAUAAUAACACAAUUUAAAGAAUAUUUUUUCAUAAUUCAAAGUACCCCGUCGAAUGAAAUUAAUGUUUUCUUCGAUUAAAACAGGCGAAAAAAUAAAUAAGAAUAAUAGAGAAGAUUACCAAGUACUACGGACAAGUAUACCACGAAAUAUGGAUGCACGAUAUCUAAAACAAUGUUACAUGUUUCACUAUUCGUAAUGACGAUGAAAUUGGUUUUCGAGUUUUGUAAAUAUUAUAACGUUUCAUUGUACUGUAUCACUUCAUUCCAAUAAAACGAUGUAAAAUUGA
Molecule: messenger RNA, 3650 nt
Organism: Athalia rosae (coleseed sawfly)
Lineage: Eukaryota; Metazoa; Arthropoda; Insecta; Hymenoptera; Athaliidae
Gene: Dhx15
Product: putative pre-mRNA-splicing factor ATP-dependent RNA helicase PRP1
Exons: 9
Coding region: 120-2270 (716 amino acids)
Cellular component (GO): intracellular anatomical structure; spliceosomal complex
Molecular function (GO): RNA binding; RNA helicase activity; ATP binding
Source: RefSeq, a predicted model, not a curated record